AUGUCAUCUAAGAGUAAAUUUGAAUGUUGCCAUCGGCUCCCAAGUUCAACAGAAGUAAUAUUGUGUCGUUCAUGCAAAAAGCGAUAUCAUUACAACUGUGUUUCGACAUCCAAAACAUCCUAUGCCGAGCUUACCGAGAACUAUAAGAGUACAUGGCUUUGUCCUAUCUGUGCCAGACCAAAGAGCGACAACACAAAUACACCUAUUAGAGGCUCACUAUCUAACUCAGCUUUGGAGGAAUAUGCUGAUCAAAGUUGCAACGUUACUCGCCGUAUAAAAGACAGCGAACGAAAGAUUAUGGGACCUACUACAGCUGAAAUAGAUCUUGAUGACGUUCGGUCUAUUGUUAGAGAAGAGAUGAAAUCGUUGCUAGACGUGUUUAAGAAAAGUAUAUUGGAUGAAUUUACCUCAAAAACUAAUGAAGUUCUGGCUUCAAUCAACUUCCUUGAAGACCAAUAUGAAACCAUUAAAAAAGAACUUUCAGCCAAAAACGACGAGAUAAAAUUGUUACAGGCUAAUAAUAAUAAUUUAAAGACCACAGCACGGCAGGCGACUGGAGUACAAACAUUCGUGCUCAUCACACAAAUGAAUGCCCUAACGGGACUCGAACCCGCGACCACUGACACAGCCAGUAGGGUCACUACAAAC
Molecule: messenger RNA, 648 nt
Organism: Brenthis ino (lesser marbled fritillary)
Lineage: Eukaryota; Metazoa; Arthropoda; Insecta; Lepidoptera; Nymphalidae
Source: the annotation of a GenBank genome assembly